This is a messenger RNA of Plutella xylostella (diamondback moth), 2213 nucleotides long. RefSeq names its product RuvB-like helicase pontin (gene pont). The record is from RefSeq and is a predicted model, not a curated record. NCBI's taxonomy places the organism in Eukaryota, Metazoa, Arthropoda, Insecta, Lepidoptera, Plutellidae. Gene Ontology annotation, molecular function: ATP hydrolysis activity; ATP-dependent activity, acting on DNA; ATP binding.
AUUUAUUUCAUUCAUUGUGAUUUGUUUGCAAGACAGUGCCGCUGUUUGAAUUUCUAUCUUACUAAUUUUAAAAAAAAGUCCUUUAAAUAUUUUCAUUAAAAGCCUAUUUUCACCAUGAAAAUCGAAGAAGUAAAGAGCACAGCCAAGACUCAAAGAAUAUCAGCGCACAGCCACAUAAAAGGACUAGGGUUGGAUGAAAAUGGUGUUCCUAUUCAGAUGGCUGCAGGUCUCGUGGGCCAAGAAUCUGCGAGGGAGGCUGCUGGAUUAGUCGUGGACAUGAUCCGUAGCAAGAAGAUGGCAGGCCGAGCCCUGCUACUGGCUGGCCCCCCGGGAACAGGCAAGACUGCUAUUGCUCUCGCUAUUGCACAAGAACUGGGUACAAAGGUACCAUUCUGUCCUAUGGUGGGGAGUGAAGUUUACAGUACAGAGAUUAAAAAGACAGAAGUGUUGAUGGAAAACUUCAGAAGAGCUAUUGGUCUCCGUAUUCGGGAGACCAAGGAGGUUUAUGAAGGAGAGGUCACCGAACUCACCCCUGUAGAAACUGAGAAUCCCGCUGGAGGAUACGGUAAAACAGUAUCACAUGUCAUAAUUGGACUGAAGACAGCCAAAGGCACAAAACAGCUGAAGUUAGACCCCACAAUCUAUGAAGCUCUUCAGAAAGAGAAGGUGGAAGUUGGAGAUGUUAUCUACAUUGAGGCUAACUCUGGUGCUGUCAAACGUCAAGGAAGAAGUGACACUUUUGCAACUGAGUUUGAUUUAGAGGCAGAAGAAUACGUCCCUCUACCCAAAGGCGACGUUCACAAGAAGAAGGAAGUGGUUCAGGACGUGACCCUGCAUGACUUGGAUUGUGCCAACGCGCGGCCGCAGGGCGGGCACGACAUCAUGUCCAUGAUGGGACAACUCAUGAAGCCUAAGAAGACUGAGAUCACUGAUAAAUUGAGAAAAGAGAUCAACAAAGUAGUCAACAAAUACAUAGACCAAGGUAUUGCUGAAUUAGUGCCCGGAGUUUUAUUCAUUGAUGAGGUACACAUGCUGGACAUAGAAACCUUCACCUACCUGCACCGAGCGCUCGAAUCCGCCAUCGCUCCGAUAGUGAUCUUCGCGACCAACAGAGGGCGCUGCCAGAUCCGCGGCACCGAGGACAUCGUGUCCCCGCACGGGAUCCCGCUCGACCUGCUCGACCGGCUGCUCAUCAUCAGGACCCUGCCUUAUGACAAGGCUGAGUUGCUGCAGAUAUUGAAGCUCCGUGCCACCACCGAAGGUAUUUCUAUUGAUGAAGAAGCUCUCUCCGCUUUAUCUGAAAUAGGAGCCAACAGUACUCUUAGGUACGCAGUGCAGCUGCUAACCCCCGCCUCACUCACCGCGCGCGCGGAAGGCUCGGCUCGCAUCUCGCCCGCCCACAUCACGGCAGUGCACACGCUGUUCCUCGACGCCAAGUCGUCGGCGAAAAUACUCACCGCGCAGGCUGAUAAGUAUAUGAAGUAGUUUUGCGGGGAGUAAAGGGGUUGUGAGUCUAGAGUGCGACAAAGUUAAGUUUGCAACAGAAUCAAAUGGUAACGUCAAAAUGUUUGUUGGGGCUACAAGGAUUUGUAGCCACUGACACUGACGUGGUACGUCUUGCUCUUCUUAGUUCAUCUAGAGGCAGUUAAAGAAAAGGUUCCGAAUUAUUCCUGUUGCAAAGUUAGCGUUGUCGGAUUCACUGUCACUUUAAAUCUCGAAUGUGAUUAGUUCGCUGGUUGUUUAGAUCACAUAUGAUAUGUUCAAUUUAAAGCUAUAGUGAGGAACAUUUCUCCAUAUAACCCCACGUGGGCUUUUUUACUAGUCGACACUACAGCUGAACUAAUCACAGUAGAGUUAUCGGCAAUCUUGAGAUUGGUGAGAAAACCUCAUAAUUUAGCUCUGUGAACUGAGUUGUAAGCUAUAUGGGAUAGUGUGCCGAAGACUCAGUUCACCGUAUUGCAGUUUAUCAGUAUAUUUUUUCAUAUUUUCUCAAUAUUAAUUCCGACUAUAAAUGUGAUAUGUUUAUGUUUUAACUAGCCUUAUGUUUCGUCAUUCUGAUUAAAUAAGUUUUAAAACUUAAGUUUCUUGUUUAAGUUCAUAAUGCUUAAUGCAAUUUCGUUCUGAUAUAAAAUUCGGUUUUAAGUUUGACCAAAAUGUAAUUGGAUAGGUUAGAUUAAAACGUUGUAUAAUAAAUAAGUUUUUAUUUUAUCGUA